Messenger RNA from Triticum dicoccoides, 1097 nucleotides. RefSeq lists its product as uncharacterized. NCBI's taxonomy places the organism in Eukaryota, Viridiplantae, Streptophyta, Magnoliopsida, Poales, Poaceae. The transcript has 2 exons. The record is from RefSeq and is a predicted model, not a curated record. Gene Ontology annotation, biological process: defense response to other organism. The coding region runs from base 71 to 835 and encodes 254 amino acids.
CACGAGCUGCGAGGAAGUUUUCACCACUACCAAUCGUCUCCCAGUCCCAGCCGCAACCACUUCGCCGGCGAUGGGAUCCGCGGCGGCCGACGGCGAGAAGCCCUCGGGCCACCUCGCCCAGCCCCUCCUCGGCCAGCCUCAGCCCCAGCCCCAGCACCUGUACUACGCCUAUCCCGCCGCCGCCUACGGCUACGCCCCGGGGCCUCCUCCGCCUCCGCCUCCCCCGUCGCUCGUCCUCCUCAACCCGCCCCCCAUCUUCGUCCGCCUCCGCCGCCUCCGCCCGCGGCGCAUCCCCUGCAUCCGGCGCUUCUCCGCCCGCACGCUCCCGCUCCUCCUCGCCCUCGCGCUCCUCGCCGGCCUCGCUUUCCUCCUCUACCCGUCCGCCCCCGCCGCCCGCGUCGCCGACAUCCGCCUCGACAGCUUCCGCGUCAACCCGCCGCCCUUCCCCGCGCUGGAUUUCAACCUCGCGCUCAGCCUCCGCGUCCGCAAUCCCGGGUUCCUCCUCCCUCUCCGCUAUCGCGCCGUCUCUGCCGCCGUCUCGUACCGCGGCCGUCUGCUCGGCUCCGGCACCGCGCGCCCCGGAUCCGGCGAGCUCGACGCGAGAGGGGUUACGUAUGCCUCUUCUGAGGUGUGGGUGGACGCCGGCAGGGUGCUGGACGACGUGAUCGAGCUUAUCGGGGACAUCGCCGCUGGGUCUGUGCCGCUGGAGAUAGUGACCGAGGUGGUCGGCGCGGUCAGGCUGUUCCAUUUCAACAUCCCCGUUAAGGGCCUGAUGUCCUGCUCGGUGAAUGUCAGCCCAGGCACCCAGAGUAUCAUAAGUCAGGAUUGUUACUAAUAAGAUGGAGCUCUGGCUCUGUUGUUGUUGUUGUUGAGCUUUGGCGCUCUUGAUGGAGUAUGAUGGAACAAUUUGUGUGUAACAGCUAUGAUUGAGUUGCAGAGCUGGGUCUGUAUAAUGGGCAGAAUACAUAUUUGUAAAUAGUUUGGAAUGUUUAUUAUUGGACCACCAAAGACCACCGGGUGUAUAUAUUUAACUGCUUCAUGGAAACAUAACUUGUUAUUCCAGCGUGCUGUGAAAAUUGCCCUUGUCGGCGCAGCUA